Molecule: messenger RNA, 1009 nt
Organism: Corvus hawaiiensis (hawaiian crow)
Lineage: Eukaryota; Metazoa; Chordata; Aves; Passeriformes; Corvidae
Product: myosin-4-like
Exons: 8
Coding region: 248-973 (241 amino acids)
Source: RefSeq, a predicted model, not a curated record
CAGUGUGGGGAGGUGCAGCCCGUGUGCAGGGAGGGGGUGGGGGCACAGGCAGGGGUAUAACCGGGCUGAGCCGCGCUGCUCCCGGCCCCGCCGCAGAGCCGCUCAUUCAAAGCCUUGUCCCAGGUCCCAAAAGCUCCCGAGGUGGGAGUUCCUGAGCCCAAAUACUCCCAAAACUUUUCCAUUCUCAGCUGUGAAGUUCCCUAAAGUGAACCUUGAGAAGAGGACGCAGGAGGCAGGAACCGAGGACAUGGCAACAAGAGUUGGUGUCGUGCUGGCUGCGUGCGAAAUUAUUUAUAGAGCUGCAGGAUGGGUACUCGAAAGACGAAGAGAGAGAGAGAGGGAGAAGACCACAAAGCUCCUGGACUCCAAGCUGAACGAGAACUUCCUUUACCUCAGGAAACAAAUGGAACCUCUAAAAAGAGUAUUCAAAAAAUUACAGGAAUUCAAACCCUCUGAUCUUGAGCUCCUCAGAGCAGACCUGGAGAAGAUACCAGGAAAGAAAAAGGAGGAAAUUGCAAGGGCCCUGGAAUCCAGGUUGCAGAAGAAGCUCAAGAAUCUCUGUCGAAAAACUGAAGAUCUGGAAGAGUAUGUACAUAAAUGGCCGGAGUCCACGAAGCUUGAUCUUGAGCGCCUCAGAGCAGACCUGGAGAAGAUACCAGGAAAGGAGGAGGAGGAAAUUGCAAGUGCCCUGGAAUCCAGGUUGCAGAAGAAGCUCAAGAAUCUCUGUCGAAAAAUUGAAGAUCUGGAAGAGUAUGUACAUAAAUGGCCGGAGUCCACGAAGCUUGAUCUUCAGCUCCUCAGUGCAGACCUGGAGAAGAUACACGGAAACAAAGAGGAGGAAAUUGCAAGGGCCCUGGAAUCCUGGAUGGAGAAGGUAUUCCAGCAUCUCUCUCAAAUAAUUCAAACUCCAGAAGAAGCUUUGGAAGAAAUUCAAACUCCAGAAGAAGCUUUACAGAAGAGGAAGGGGUUCUGAAAGCAUUAGCUCCAGCUCCUCACAGGAGACUUGGAG